AUCAUCUUUGACUGCGGUGCCGUUUGUGUGUGAUUCUAACCUAAAAAUUUGUCAUGGCUGAUACGGAUCAAGAUGUAACAGAUCGUGGUGAUGGUGAUAAUUUAAAAACCGACAAGUUAUUUACUUUAAAGAAAUGGAAUGCUGUGGCUAUGUGGAGUUGGGACGUCGAAUGUGACACAUGUGCUAUUUGUCGAGUUCAGGUUAUGGACGCGUGCUUACGAUGUCAGGCGGAAAGCAAGAAGGACUUUUACGGACGACAAGACUGCGUAGUCGUGUGGGGCGAGUGUAACCAUUCGUUUCAUUACUGUUGCAUGUCCUUGUGGGUGAAGCAGAACAAUCGUUGUCCAUUAUGCCAACAGGAAUGGUCCAUCCAAAGAAUGGGAAAGUAACGGUGCGGGAUUAGGACACCUACUCUUUCAACAUUCAACAUUUUGUUUUUCUUUUCUUUUUAAAUGAAUACUAUAUUUCUCUUUUUCUUUCGUUCUCUUUUCCUGUAUACCAUCUUUUGUCUAACUUUUAUAUUUCAUUCAACUUAUCAAUAUUACUCCUAUAAAACUUUUGCGUUCAUCACAUUCCUCGACUGUAACUACAUAGAUUUCGCAAGAUAUCAGUAAAAAAAAAGAAGGUUCGCAAAACGAGUUUUCUCUACUUUUCAUAAUUGCCUUGACGAUUUCUCAUGAACGUAUGUUUACGAAAUCUUAAAAAAAAAUACUUCUUGAAAGGCAAUCUCGUAUCUUUAUUUUUUCUGUUAUAUACAUGUUACAAAGUUAUUUUUUCUUGUUUUUCCCUUUUUUUUCUCUUAUUUCUUUCAAUUUAAUAUUUUAUCUAACGUCGAUGUAAAUCACUGCAUUCUGCUCUCCAAUGCGAAGUUAUUAUUUUUUCUUUUUCUUUCCCUUUUAUUUCUUUCAAUUAAAUGUUUUAUCUUACGUUUAUGUAAAUCAAUGUAUUACUUUAAAGUCUCGUAAAAAAAAAUGCAUUGAUAAAAAAUGAAAAAAAAAAAAAAGAAAGAUGUAUUCUGGUGAGUAAAGAUACUUAAAUUAAACUGUUCUAAACUGAUUUUUAUUGUGCUUUCUUUUCAUUGUCGUUUUGUUUAUAAAAGUUGCACAUUAGCAAAUUAAAAGAUGUCACAUCAACGAUACCACAGAUUUAUGGAUUUUUUUUCUUCGAACUUUGUCUAACUCCGAUUGACAUAGUUCGCAUAGUAGUGCUGCACGAUAUAUAAUUCAGCAAAUGAUUAACAAUUACAAAGGAAAUAUUUAAUUAUUAACCACGAUUAACGAUUAUAUUUUUAACACUUUUGCUACGACACCGUCGUCCUCGAGUAUGCUGCCGUGGUCAAAACGCGAACGUCUACUUCAGUGUGCAUCGGAACGUAUACUUUGUCACGGAGCGAACGUAUACUUUACCGCUAACAGACGUAAUAUUUAAUACUUUGUCGCGUCACGUAAUUAUUAGUCUUUAAUUUAAAUUGUCUUCAAGUGAAGUGAAAAAAAUAUAACCAAAGUUGUGAAUCGAUGCAAACUUUUAACAAGUGAUUGAAGUUACCGUGUUAGUUCAUAAAGAUAGUAUAUUCUAUAAUAAUGUGGAUUAUAACGAGCAUACGAGAACGGAUAACUGAAGUCACCCCGUUAUUUCACAUUAGUGAAAUACAACGGGCAUGCGAUGAUGGGUUACUAUAGUCACCGAUGAAAUACAGUGAAUAUACGAUGAUGAAUGACUAUAGUCAUUGUUUUUAACGAAAAGAUUAAUUAGAUGAUACGAUUAAAUUAUUUAUUCUACUAUUGAUUGGAUUAAUGAUUGAUAAUUGAAUUUUUCAUCGUCGUGAAAUGAAUAUUUUUUUCUUAUAUAUUUUUGUUAUAUUCUUAUUAAAAAAUUAAUCAAAACGAUAAGUGAAGUGAAAAUAUGAUUCUAUGGCAUAGUCAGUUAAUGAUUCAGUUAAUGAAAUGUCUACGGAGUAAUUCGUUAGUGUGAAAGUUUCAAUUGUUGACGAACCUCAGCGUAGACACACUGUUAAUCUACGUAGCAGUAUAUUAUGAUCAAUGUACAAGAGUUUCAAUUAUCGAAGAAUCACAGCCUAGACACUUCGUGAAUCUACGAAGCAUUUCGUCAAUAUAUAAAAUUAUAAAAUAUAGGUAAUUCUCGUAUAACGCGAAUAUUACAUUUCAUAAAAAUGCCACGUUAUAUGAGAUUUAUAUCUAAUAAAAACGGGAUUAGAUUCAAAAAAUUCUUUUCUUUUAAUUGUUUCGUUUUUUUUUUUUUUUUUUUUUUUUUUUUUUUUUUU
This is a messenger RNA of Vespula vulgaris, 2281 nucleotides long. RefSeq names its product RING-box protein 2 (gene Roc2). The record is from RefSeq and is a predicted model, not a curated record. Gene Ontology annotation, molecular function: zinc ion binding; cullin family protein binding; ubiquitin protein ligase activity. NCBI's taxonomy places the organism in Eukaryota, Metazoa, Arthropoda, Insecta, Hymenoptera, Vespidae. Gene Ontology annotation, biological process: protein ubiquitination; ubiquitin-dependent protein catabolic process. Gene Ontology annotation, cellular component: nucleus; Cul5-RING ubiquitin ligase complex. Bases 54 to 389 code for a protein of 111 amino acids. The transcript is spliced from 2 exons.